AUGCUUUCAGGUGACGGGCCACAUUUCCGCGAUUACUGUAUUCAGCUAGGAAUCGUUGAGCCACUGCUGAAAUUCAUCACGCCGAACAUCCCCAUUGGUUUUCUUCGUAACGUCACAUGGGUGAUUGUGAAUUUGUGCCGUUCAAAGGAUCCUCCACCAUCGCCAGAAAUCGUUCAGACACUGCUGCCGGCCCUCGCGGCGCUUAUCGGCCAUACAGACCAGAAUAUAUUGGUGGACACGGUUUGGGCUCUCUCUUAUCUCACCGAUGGCGGCAACGAACAAAUCCAAAUGGUUAUUAAUAGCGGGGUCCAGACGGCGGCACUCCGGGCUGUUGGUAAUAUUGUCACGGGCACAGAUGAGCAGACCCAGCUUGUACUCGACUGUGGCGUGCUACAGCAAAUGCCGGCAUUGCUUUCGCAUCAAAAGGAAAAGAUAAAUAAGGAAGCGGUCUGGUUCCUGUCAAACAUAACAGCAGGUAAUCAAGCGCAGGUGCAAGCUGAAGCAGCUUGGGCAGUGUCGAACGUGACGAUCAGUGGACGUGCUGAUCAAGUGGAAUAUAUGGUCUCCCAGGGUGUCAUACCACCAUUUUGCGCGUUACUUUCGAUACGUGAUACGCAGAUUGUGCAGGUUGUUCUUGAUGGCCUCAAUAAUAUCCUCAAAAUGGCUGGACCACGUUCCGAAGCUGUUUGCACGAUGAUCGAAGAAUGCGGAGGCCUGGACAAGAUAGAACAUCUGCAGAAUCACGAAAGUGAAGAGAUUUACAAGUUGGCCUAUGAGAUCAUCGAUAGCUACUUCUCAGUAGAAACGGACGAUGAUGGGAUCGCCGGCUCGGAGCAUUUCUUCGAAUCCACCCAGCAAAAUGUGCCAUCCGAGGGAUUCUCGUUCCAGUAG
Messenger RNA from Gongylonema pulchrum, 891 nucleotides. The record is from the annotation of a GenBank genome assembly. Lineage: Eukaryota; Metazoa; Nematoda; Chromadorea; Rhabditida; Gongylonematidae.